Molecule: messenger RNA, 447 nt
Organism: Ylistrum balloti
Lineage: Eukaryota; Metazoa; Mollusca; Bivalvia; Pectinida; Pectinidae
Product: perlucin-like
Exons: 4
Coding region: 1-447 (148 amino acids)
Source: RefSeq, a predicted model, not a curated record
AUGGCUGUUGUUAUUCUUUAUACAGUUGACGACAAAGACACACUCUGUGGAUGGUACAAGUUUAAAUCAUCUUACAUUCUGUUUCCCACGUUGAAGAUGUCAUGGAAAGGAUCAAUGGCGUACUGUCAGUUGCUUGGCGCGCGGCUGAUUGAAACUGACACAAAACAGAAAGACAAAUUCGUCCGCAGUAUUGCAAAGACAAUACCUGGAAUAUUCCAUGUUUGGACAGCUGGAUCUGACGUCAAGAAAGAGGGCAAAUGGGUUUGGAUGAAUUCCGGUUUACCGAUACGUACCUAUGAGAACUGGCAGCCAGGACAGCCGGAUAAUAAUUCCGGAAAUGACCUCGAAGCACACUGUCUAGCGUUGGCACCUUGGUUUGGCUAUGCUUGGACUGAUCUUGCUUGUUCCUUUCGUGGUGCAGCUGUCUGCGAGAUAUCGGGAGUUUGA